Messenger RNA from Salarias fasciatus (jewelled blenny), 744 nucleotides. RefSeq names its product myozenin 1b (gene myoz1b). Gene Ontology annotation, cellular component: actin cytoskeleton; Z disc. The coding region runs from base 1 to 744 and encodes 247 amino acids. Gene Ontology annotation, molecular function: telethonin binding; FATZ binding; actin binding. Lineage: Eukaryota; Metazoa; Chordata; Actinopteri; Blenniiformes; Blenniidae. The transcript is spliced from 5 exons. The record is from RefSeq and is a predicted model, not a curated record.
AUGCCUCUCGCAGCUCCUGCCCCUCCGAACAAAAGAAAGAAGGCCAGCAAGAUCAUCACCGACCUGACCAACAUCAGCCAGAAUGAGGACGAAUCAGACCCAGAGGCCUCCGAACUCGACCUGGGCACCAAGAUCAAGACGCCCAAGGAUGUGAUGCUGGAGGAGCUCACCCUGCUCACCAACAAGGGGUCCAAGAUGUUCAAGAUGAGGCAGCAGAGGGUCGAGAAGUUCAUCGUCACCAACGAGAACAUGCAGAACCUCCAAAACCUGCUGAUGUCCCCUCCUCCAAUUCCACCAAAGCCCGAGAUGCCAAAAGUAGAAAAGGUGGAGGAAACAGUGGAUGAGGAGGCCGAGAGGGAGAAGAGGAGGAGGGAGUACGUGCGCACGUACGUCUCGCCGUGGGAGAAGGCCAUGAGGGGCAACGAGGAGCUGAAAGCCACCAUGAGGGCUUCCAUGCCGGGACCCAUCCAGAUCCACCCAGAUCUGCCUCAGUACAAGAGCUUCAACAAGACGGCUCUGCCAUACGGCGGCUACGACAAGGCGUCCAAGAUGCUGACCUUCGAGCUCCCGGAGCUCAGCGUCGCCGCCGAGGAGCCAGAGCCUCUGCCCUCCCUGCAGGCCGACAUCCGCUCACGCCCAUCCUUCAACCGCACGCCCAUUGGCUGGGUCUGCAGCGAGGACAACUCACACAUCCACAUGGACCUGGACACCAUCCCUUUCGACGGAGAGACAGAUGACCUGUGA